CUUGCCGCUAGUCGCUACCACCUAGUGAGGCGUCGAGGAUACAUUAUUGCCGCGACCUUUUCGGCUAUUUCUCUCUUAAACGUUGUUCAUGGUGGCACUCCUACCGACUUCAUCCACAGCCUAUCUUCUACUGAAGACUCCAAAGAUGAUGAUAGGCAAUGGAAUUGGACUCAAUUACAAUCCUUGUUUUAUAUCCGCAAAUGGGAACCCUUCAUAUUCUUCGUCGUCUUCCCUGCCUUUUUCUGGUACGAAUAUCUCCGUUGGGCGAAGAAAAUCAGUUUCAGUGAUUGUGGGGGCCAGUAAGAGAGACAAGAAAGAAGAUAGCCACAGCUUUAUACCAAAACCCGACGAGGCCACUGGGUUUUUCCCUGAAGCUGUUCUGCUUAAAGAGAAGAAAGUUGAGGAAGAUGGGAAGGUUCUCCCAGAGUUUGCAGAUGCUGAAGAAAGACAGCUCUACGAAUCUCUGAUGCUUGAGCUGGAAAGUGACCUGGAUGUAGAUCAAAUGCGCCACUAUGAGAUUGUUUAUUUAAUUCACGAGAAGCAUGAAGAAGAGGUUGCUGCUGUCAAUGAGAAAAUUCAAGACUUUCUAAGGGAGAAGAAAGGCCGAGUGUGGAGGUUCAGUGAUUGGGGGAUGAGACAACUAGCUUACAAGAUAAAGAAAGCUGAUAGAGCACAUUACAUUUUGAUGAACUUUGAGGUUGAUGCCAAAUACAUCAAUGAGUUCAAGAGUCUAUUGGACAAAGAUGAACGAGUCAUCCGGCAUCUCGUGGUAAAGAGAGACGAGGCUAUCACGGAAGAUUGCCCUCCUCCUCCUGAAUUUCACACUCUGCGUGCAAAUAUCGAUGAUGAGUACGACGAUGAAGGAGAAAUUGAUGCAGAAUAUGAUGGUGAUUGGGAUGAGGAAGAAGAGAUGGAUGGUAAUGAUGGAGACAAUAUUAUCUACAUAGACGGAGAUGGAGACGGAGAUAGAGAUGGAGAUGUUAGUGGUGGGAGUGGGGAAUCUACAGAUGAUGCAUUAACCUACAUAAGACAGCCAGAAAUAAGAAGAUUGAGAGCUGAGAAAGCAAGGAGAUAGGCAGUGGGUAAAAUGUGAUCUUGCUUUUAAUAAAUGCAGAGAGAUGUUAUGCAUUGUGACUUUGGAUGUAAAGACUGAAGUAAUUAAGAUGAGCUUUGUGCUGUUCAACCAAAGCUUACAAGCAUGAGUUGCACGUAUGAACGACACGAACGGGUAGUUGUGUUUUCGUCUA
Messenger RNA from Prosopis cineraria, 1247 nucleotides. Its product is annotated as protein REGULATOR OF FATTY ACID COMPOSITION 3, chloroplastic-like. Gene Ontology annotation, cellular component: cytosolic small ribosomal subunit; ribosome. The record is from RefSeq and is a predicted model, not a curated record. The coding region runs from base 89 to 1075 and encodes 328 amino acids. The transcript is spliced from 5 exons. Gene Ontology annotation, biological process: translation. Lineage: Eukaryota; Viridiplantae; Streptophyta; Magnoliopsida; Fabales; Fabaceae. Gene Ontology annotation, molecular function: small ribosomal subunit rRNA binding; structural constituent of ribosome.